AUGUCGUCGACUAUCACGCACGAGAAUUACUUCAAUCUAGGAACAUAUGAAUGGAAAAUCACGACUAAAUCUGCAUCCGCGCAAACAUGGUUCAAUCGUGGACUGAUUUGGUGCUAUGGCUUCAACCACGAAGAAGCAAUCAUCUGCUUUGAGAAUAGCAUUAAGGCGGAUGCGAACCCCAUGGCAUUCUGGGGUCUGGCAUACGCAUUAGGACCAAACUAUAAUAAGCCAUGGAAGAUCUUCGAUCGGGAUGAAUUAGAACGAAAUGUUGCAAGGGCACAUCAGGCUGGCCAGCAGGCCAAACAGCAAGCCAUUGCAGACAGUGCAACCCCUCUUGAGCGAGCACUCAUCGAUGCCCUCGAAUACCGGUAUCCGGAGAAUGAUGCAGCGGCGGAUCACUCGAGAUGGGAUGCAGGCUACGCCCAUGCUAUGCAGAAGGUGUAUGAAACUCAUGGUCACAGCCUAGACAUAGCAGCUCUCUACGCAGAUGCAUUAAUGAACUUGACUCCCUGGAGUCUCUGGAACGUGAAGACCGGUAAACCUCGGGACGGUGGUCGCACUUCGGAAACCAAGGCAGUCUUGGAAAAGGCCAUGGCCCACGUAGAUGGUCUUCGGCAUCCUGGAAUCCUCCAUCUGUACAUUCAUCUCAUGGAAAUGUCUCCUACACCUGAGAAGGCGCUCGUGGCGGCCGAUGCACUUCGAAUGCUGUGUCCAGAUGCCGGCCACCUCAAUCACAUGUCCACACACAUAGACAUCCUAUGUGGAGACUACCGGCAGGCGAUGACCUCCAAUCUCGACGCCAUCAGAGCCGAUGAACGCUACCUGGCUCAUGCCGGCGCGCUCAACUUCUAUUCCCUAUACCGCUCCCACGACUACCACUUCCGAAUCUACGCCGCCAAAUUCGCCGGAAAUUUCAAAGUAGCCCUACAAACCGUCUCCGAGCUCGAAGCAUCUCUACCGGAGGAUCUCCUGCGGAUCCAAUCGCCGCCCAUGGCCGACUGGCUAGAAGGCUUCCUGUCGAUGCGAAUCCACGUCCUCAUCCGCUUCGGCCGCUGGUCCGAGAUUCUCGAGAUCGUAUUCCCUCCCGAUCGCACACUCUACUGCGUCACGACGGCCAUGACGUACUACGGCCGGGGCAUGGCAUUCUCCGCGCUGGGCCGCAUCGACGAAGCCCGCGAGGCCCGAGAACUCUUCACUCGAGCCAUGGCCCGCGUGCUCGAGACUCGCACGCUCUUCAACAAUACCUGCCGCGAUAUCCUCGCCGUCGGCGCAGCGAUGCUCGAUGGGGAAUUGGAGUAUCGUCGUGGCGAGUACGAGGUCGCGUUCGCGGCGCUGCGGAGGGCCGUGCAUUUGAGUGAUGAUCUACCCUAUGAUGAGCCGUGGGGUUGGAUGCAGCCGCCGCGGCAUGCGCUGGGGGCGCUGUUGCUCGAGCAGGGGCAUGUGGAGGAUGCGGCGAAGGUGUUUAGUGCGGAUUUGGGGUUCGAUGAGACUCUGCCGAGGGCUUUGCAGCAUCCGAACAAUGUUUGGGCGCUGAAGGGAUUUCACACGUGUCUGAUGAAGUUGGGCAGGGAGGCGGAGGCGAGGAUUGUGGAUAAGUUGUUGGUUGUGGCGGCGGCGACGGCGGAUGUGUCGAUUGCUACGUCGUGCUUUUGUGCGACCAAGAGCCUGUGCAACUUGUGA
Messenger RNA from Dissoconium aciculare CBS 342.82, 1680 nucleotides. RefSeq lists its product as uncharacterized. The coding region runs from base 1 to 1680 and encodes 559 amino acids. The record is from RefSeq and is a predicted model, not a curated record. Gene Ontology annotation, cellular component: intracellular anatomical structure. The transcript has a single exon. NCBI's taxonomy places the organism in Eukaryota, Fungi, Ascomycota, Dothideomycetes, Mycosphaerellales, Dissoconiaceae. Gene Ontology annotation, molecular function: protein binding.